Hylaeus anthracinus is the source of this 3592-nucleotide messenger RNA. RefSeq names its product atrial natriuretic peptide-converting enzyme-like. Bases 122 to 3592 code for a protein of 1156 amino acids. Gene Ontology annotation, molecular function: protein binding; serine-type endopeptidase activity. The transcript is spliced from 19 exons. Gene Ontology annotation, cellular component: membrane. The record is from RefSeq and is a predicted model, not a curated record. NCBI's taxonomy places the organism in Eukaryota, Metazoa, Arthropoda, Insecta, Hymenoptera, Colletidae. Gene Ontology annotation, biological process: proteolysis.
GCGAACCCUCGUGGAAGGGUGCACACCGAUGAGAUAGCAGGAAAUUGAAUAGUGCUUUCACUUGAUAGUGAGCCGAAGUGGCGUUGUCACUAUACACGAACCAUCCGUUUGGUUAAACGGCAUGGGUUCUGUCGCAACAUAUAUUAAAAUGUCCGGAACGGAGGCGCAUGGCGGCGAUACGAGUCCUACGCGUCAGCCGAGACAGAGCAGAAUUCACAGCGUCGGGUUACCGGUCCGAACAUCCCUACUUCCGGAACCACCGCCUACCGGAAGCGAGACUCCACCACCGAUACCGCGGCGCCAUUCCGCUGCACCGGCUGUAGCACCUCCACCGAUACCCCUGCGGCCGCCAGCGAUCCCGAAGCGAAGGAAAAACGAGAAACCGAUACCCGUACCGAUAUCGACGAGACAGGAGAAUCAACCGAAUCGACGAAAGGCCAGCGACCCGACACCACCAUCCUCGACGAUACUCACCGCCUCCUGGAGCCACGACAACGAGAAGCUGAUCGAUCUGGGCCCCUUCCGGGCUCAAGAUCAGCGAACCGCUCAUGAGUAUUCGUUGAGCUUCCCGGGCAAAGAGGAAACGAGCGAGGAGGGUGAUUUCGUGGCGGACUUCGACAGGGCGAACUUUGAGGAAGACUGCAAGCUCAGCCAGAAGUCGAGCUUCGAGGAGCUGCAGAAGGCUUCCCGCGAUCUCGAGAAGAGGCUGCACGAGAGGAUCGUGAAGAGCGCCGAGUCGAAGUUCAAAGAUCACCAGGCUGGAAGGGACGGACGUCAGAGGCAGGGGGGAACCGCGCAGAACGGCAGGCUUCAGUCGUCGAAGUUGGGGAAAGAGAGCGAGCUGGGGAGCUACGAGCAGGCCGCCGACGGAAAGACUCAAGAAAAAUUAGCUCCGUCUCGACGGGAGCCACUCCAGGAGGACGAUACGAAGUUCGCGGCGCUGUUGAGAUCGCGUCGCGAGGCAGCCAAGAGAUGCAAGUUCGAAGAGCUUCAGGCUGCCUCGAUGAAGCUCGAGAGACGUCUGCGCGAGGAGGACGACAAUCUCCGCACGAUUAAAGAGAGGCCAGCCACCAGGUACGAAGAGUUGCAAAGAGCCUCGCAGGAUCUCGAGAGACGCCUGCAUGCCGAUGAAAGAUCCUCGGAACCUAGUCCUCGCGGGAAAUACGAGGCAGAGAUGGACAAGGCCAGGUGUAUUCUGCAGCAAAAUCUCAAAAAGGAGAGAUGCUGCGGCGAGAAAUUGGAGAAAUUGCCGAAGGCUACGCAGACGAAUCUUCCGCCGCCUCUGUGCGCCAUUUCUCAGAGCCCAGUACCGAAGCCCAUCAGCGUCAGACAGGACAGUAACGUCUCUUCGGACAGUUUUAGUCAGACGAGCUCACCGAGCUACACCAGCAAGACAAUGGAAGCUCCUCUUCUGCCUCAUAAACACGGCAAGGUUCCAGACAGGGCACUGGUGUCCGAGCCCGACAGCUCGUCGGGUAGGACCAUUACUAAGUCGACCAGCACCCCAGCCAGUCUACAGACCAUCGUCAGGGUUCAUGGUGGAAACAACGGUUCUUUACAUCAUAAGAUCAUCGGAGACAUGACCAGCAGCCACUACGUGACCACCGGAAGGCUACGCUUCAGAUUCGUGCAGGUGUUCUUCAACGCUGUCGCGCUCCUUAUCAUCGCAGGCGGUUUGGCCGUGUACUUCAAAUCCUAUCCCGAGACUGUCAUACGCUUGGAGAAUAAGACGAUCUACACUAACGUACUCCCGUUGACGGAACAGGCAGUAGCAAUGAUCGAAGAGAAGAAUCCAGCACCGGGAGUAUGUCUACCCAUAAUAGUAACUUUCUGCCAAAACCACAAGAUUCCGUAUAAUUUCACCGUCUUCCCGAAUUACAUGGGCAAUUUCGGGCAGCGCGAUGCCCAGCACGAGCUCGAGCUUUACGACUCCGUGAUCGAUGUCAGAUGCUAUGAAUUAGCCGCCCUCUUCCUGUGCAGCGUUUUUGUGCCGAAAUGUGGAUCUCGGGGUCACCUGGUGCGACCCUGUCGCAGUCUCUGCUUUCAGACUAAGAGACGUUGCGGGUUCUUCUUGGACGUGUUUGGUCUGACGCUGCCAGACUACCUGGAGUGCGAGCUGUUCCCGGAGAACUCUAAUCCGGACGAGUGCGUGGGACACCAGGAAGUGUUGGAGGCAGGUCGGAGAGCGGAGAAACCCGUAUGCACCAGCGGCUUUCAAUGCGACGGCACCAGAUGCAUUCCGGUCGACUGGCGAUGCGACGGUCACUUGGACUGUGCCGAUCACACCGACGAGAUUGGAUGCGGUGAAUGCAGUUCCUCUUCCUCGCCCACCGCGUCCGUUUUCAACACGAAGAUCGUGAAGAAGCCCAUUCUAGCGAAGACCACCGUCUCGAAAUCCCCCUUGCACUGCGGCGAGAGGAGGUGCAUGUCCGCCACUCACAUCUGCGACGGUGUCAUGGACUGUCCUUGGGGCCAGGACGAACGUUACUGCUUGAAGCUGAGCCAAAGAAACGGGGACGUUGGCGAGGGAAGAUUGGAGGUUUACCACGCCGAAAUGGGCAAGUUUAUGCCAGCCUGCAUCUCUCAUUGGGAACCGAACUCUGCUAACACGAUUUGCUCUAUGCUUGGAUACACAGUGGCGCUUUCGUCGAGGUUGCUGGCCCAGGAUAUGAACAUCACCCAGAGGAAUUUCAGUAGCCCUAAGACGAACCAUCUGAAGGAAUUUCAGGAAUGCAUCACGGAUCAGGAGAUCUAUCCAAAGGUGGAGCUCACGUGUACGGAAUACGCUUGCGGACGAAGAAAGACGGUGUAUGGGAACGCAAAGGUGAAGACUAGAAUCGUGGGUGGCGUGGAAUCGGCACCCGGUGAUUGGCCAUUCUUGGCAGCUCUUCUUGGGGGACCUGAACAGAUUUUUUAUUGUGCUGGAGUUCUGAUAGCCGAUCAGUGGGUUCUGACAGCGUCUCAUUGCGUAGGAAAUUACUCCGACGUAACUGGAUGGGCGAUUCAGCUAGGUAUUACCAGACGACACUCUCACACGUAUCUUGGACAGAAACUGAAAGUGAAGAGAGUAGUGCCUCAUCCGAUGUACAAUCUGGGUAUCGCUCACGACAACGACGUCGCCCUAUUUCAGUUGGAAAGACGAGUUCAAUUCCACGAACAUGUGAGACCAGUCUGUUUGCCCAAGGCUGACACUCAUCUCAUCCCCGGGACUCUAUGCACCGUCAUCGGUUGGGGCAAGAAAAAUGACUCCGAUUCAUCCGAGUACGAACCAGCCGUGAACGAAGUGCAGGUUCCAGUUCUGAACAGGGAGAUUUGCAAUUUGUGGCUCGCGUACAAAGAAUUGAACGUCACCGAUGGAAUGAUCUGUGCCGGUUAUCCAGAUGGGGGAAAGGACGCGUGUCAGGGGGACUCCGGGGGUCCUUUGUUGUGUCAGGACGAACACGUUAAAGAGAAGUGGUUUGUCGGCGGUAUCGUUAGUUGGGGAAUAAAGUGUGCUCACCCGAAAUUACCUGGUGUUUACGCCUACGUGCCGAAAUACGUUCCGUGGAUUCGUAAUGAAAUGGCCAAGUACUCCGACGUAGGUAUGGGUUAA